Molecule: messenger RNA, 992 nt
Organism: Dipodomys spectabilis (banner-tailed kangaroo rat)
Lineage: Eukaryota; Metazoa; Chordata; Mammalia; Rodentia; Heteromyidae
Product: insulin-like growth factor-binding protein 3
Biological process (GO): regulation of insulin-like growth factor receptor signaling pathway
Cellular component (GO): extracellular region
Molecular function (GO): insulin-like growth factor II binding; fibronectin binding; insulin-like growth factor I binding
Source: RefSeq, a predicted model, not a curated record
AUGGUCUCCACGGUGGGACAGGACCGGUUCCCCCAUCACUUCUGCUCCCCUCCCUCACCCCCACCUGCUGAUCCUGCUGUUUUUACUCAGGUAUGGCGAGUUCGGCCACCGCCACCACCGCUGCUACUGCAGCAGCAGCAGCAGCUGUUGGCCCCUGCGACAGGCGCCACGCAUCGAGCGGCGCCCAGCACUCUGGGCAGCUCUGCUCACCGCCCUGGCUCUGUUCCUCAGGCCGCCGGUGACGAGGGUCCCAUCUUACGCUUAGAGCCCUGUGAUGCCAACGCGCUGGCUCACUGCCAGCUGCCACUGGGCAAGCCGUGCCCACUGCAGGCGCUACUGGACGGCUGCAGGUUCUCCCCCAAUGCCAGCAUCCUGGCAGCUGAGGCUUACCUGCUGCUGGUGCCCUCCGCCUCAGGAAAUACUAGUGAGUCGGAGAAGGACCGAGGCACAGGGAGCGUGGAGAGCCAUGCCCUGCCCAGCACACAUAGGGUGCCUGACUCCAAGUUCCAUUCCAUUCACGCAAAGCUGGACACCAUCAAGAAAGGUCACGCGAAGGACAACCAGCGCUAUAAAGUUGACUAUGAGUCCCAGAGCAUGGACACCCAGACCUUCUCCUCGGAGUCCAAACGGGAGACAGAAUAUGGUCCCUGCCUUAGAGAGAUGGAAGACACCCUGAAUCACCUGAAGUUCCUCAAUGUGCUGAGUCCCAGGGGUGUGCACAUCCCCAACUGGGACAAGAAAGGAUUUUAUAAGAAGAAGCAGUGUAGCCACUCCAAAGGCAGAAAGCGGGACUUCUGCUGGUGCGUGGACAAGUAUGGUCAGCCCCUCUCAGGCUUCAAGAGCAAGGGCACCGAUGACGUGCACUGCCUCGGCAUGCAGAGGCAGUAAACCCCACUGCAUCAGUUAAAUUGGAGCUCCAAUACGCCUUACUUUGCACAAAAGACUGCCACGGACAGAACAGCACCUGCCUACAGCCUCAACUUAUAUUUCUU